Molecule: messenger RNA, 447 nt
Organism: Phycomyces blakesleeanus NRRL 1555(-)
Lineage: Eukaryota; Fungi; Mucoromycota; Mucoromycetes; Mucorales; Phycomycetaceae
Exons: 5
Coding region: 1-447 (148 amino acids)
Source: RefSeq, a predicted model, not a curated record
AUGUUAAACAAAAUCGUGUAUUCCAUACGAAAGGAAUCUUUAAAGACCUUGAUAUAUGUUGUAUUCUACAAGUGUUGUGGGACAGUUAUAUCUUUUACACGGCCGCUUCAAUCCGAUAUUCCGGUCCGAUCCGCCAUUUCAACGAGAAACCUAGGCUCAGAGGAGUACGUUAUAGCAAGGGUCAGAUUAGUGAGAAUCAUAGGCGAAGCAGGAUUUUUGAAGAACCAUCAGCAGUUGUUGUUUCAAUGUUCCAGUGAUCGACAAGCACAUGUGGCUUUGUUCCCCUCUGGCCCUGACUGUACUUGGCGUCAUAGUGUACUCUUUGACGGAGCUGGGAUAAUGUCUUGGACCUACACGAUCUUAUUAGUCAGAGUUACACUACGCCAAAUGAACAUCUGUGCGCGGAAUAUAUUCCGGUGGCAGAGGCGCCAACGAAUUAUGCAUUAG